AUGCCACCAAGAUACAGCAUAUUCGCCGCCUUUCCGGCCCCUUCGGCUUUUCUUCGACACACGGGGGCCCGUAAAAUUACUAUAAACCCUUCGCCCCCUCGUGGUAGCUUCCCCCGCUUUGCUGAUGCCAUGGAACGCAAUGGCAAGCCCUUCAGCGAAGGGUUAGACGCUCGAUUACAGCUGUUAAGGCCUCAACAGCCCACUGGACAGCCUGGAGCGGCAGAAGAAGAUAAGAGGGUUGCUGAUAACGAACUCAUCAUGACGAACUACAGGUUUGCACAAGGUGAUACCUAUGCGCCGCAUGAUCUGAGUUUCCAAGAGCAAAGGAAGAGGAGGGCAAGGAAGACACCGGCCUUUGAUGCGAUGGACCUGUUGGGAAUCAACCCCAUCAAAGAGUACAGGAACUUUUCGAUGAUGUCGGAAUAUGUCACUGAGUUGGGUCGUAUCAAACACAGUAGUGUGACAGGACUGCGACCGGUAAACCAGAGGAGAAUGGCCAAAGCGAUUCGAAGGGCGAUUGGGUUGGGUCUUAUGCCGGCGGUUCAUAGACACCCUGAGGUUAUGGGGUAUGCUAAACCGGAUAGGAAAUUUAUACCUAAGGAUUGGUAA
Molecule: messenger RNA, 609 nt
Organism: Morchella importuna
Lineage: Eukaryota; Fungi; Ascomycota; Pezizomycetes; Pezizales; Morchellaceae
Exons: 2
Coding region: 1-609 (202 amino acids)
Biological process (GO): mitochondrial translation
Cellular component (GO): ribosome; mitochondrial small ribosomal subunit
Molecular function (GO): small ribosomal subunit rRNA binding; structural constituent of ribosome
Source: RefSeq, a predicted model, not a curated record